ACUCGACGACCACCCUUUUCACGCUUCAAACCGACGUCCAAUUGCCUUAUGAUUGACAUGACCGCGCCCGACUCGCAUUCCCUACGCCCGUAAUCCACGCCUAAUACUACCUACCUAUCCUCGACUCGCGCCUCCGCUGCUGCUGCUGCUCCCGCCAUGGCCAGCCCCGACCCCACGCCCGCGCCCUCGUUCGCGCCCGCCGCGCCGCCCAACCCCGAGCUCGACAUCCCCAAACUGCACACGCUGCCGUCGGAGCAGCAGGAGCUGUACCUGCUGACCUUCACGGCGGAGCUGGCGCGGCAUGCGGCGUCGCUCGACGCCGACGGGGCCUCGGCCUACCAGGUCUACGUCAAAAAGGAGGCCUUCAAGGUGCUGACGCUGGCCUCGCCCGCGCCCACGCGCGUCGUGCGCGCCAACCUGGGCCGCGCCCUCGCCGACGUCUUCGCCCGCGGCGACCGCAAGCUGCUCUUCGAGAGCGUCAACGAGCUCGUCGCCCUGCUCGCCCAGAGCCAAAAGGCCGACAAGGAGCUCAAGGCCAAACACGCCGCCGCCCACUGCCUGGGCGCCGUCUUCGAGGCUGCCGGUGAUAGCGCCAUCGGCCUCAGCCCGCUCGUCGCCCAGACCCUGUUGCGCCAGCUUAAGCCCGCUCAGGCACAUGCUGGCUUCCGCGCCGCCCUCUUCCGCGCCCUGGGCCGCGUCGCGCGCGGCAUCGGUGGGAGCAUGGAUGAAACCGUCGCUCGCGACGCGUGGAAGCAGGCGCGCAAUGCCGCCGGUGGCGACAAGGCGUUUGUUGUGCAGACGGCCGCAUGCUGGUGCCUGGAGACGAUGGUCCGCUGCACGCCCUACUUCGACAACUCCAACGACUUUGAAAAACUGCAGGGUGUGGUGUGGAAGGCCAUCGAUAAUGCGUCACCAACGGUGCGGCACGCCGCUGCGGCCGCGUUGGCUGCCGCACUGGUCAGGAGCUAUUCUGAAUUCCCAGCCCGCGACGCCGUGCCCAAGAUUAAGAAACCGAAGAAGGCGAAGAGGCAGAGCGCCGUCAUAGACGGUGAUGAAGAAAUGUCCGACAGGCCUGGUUCUCCGGCGCCUACGAAGCCCAUUACGCAACUGGCUUUUUCCCUUCCCGAGCUGCUGAAGCAGCUCAGCGCGCAGUACGUCCGGACCUCCUCCAGCAACCGCACGAGAACGGGCAUCGCCGUGUGCUACAUGAAGGUUGUAAGAGGUCUUCCGAAAGGCGUCAUCGAAUCCAAGUAUGGCGAUAUCGCGAAACACCUGCUCAAUGAUGUAUUGAGCGUGCCGAGCAUCACCAACAACCGCUACCGCCAGCUUAUCACCCGCAAGUUCGUUUCUCUGAUUCUGGAGGAGGUUAUUGGCCGCCAAAUCUUAGGAGAGACUGGCCAAUUGAAUGCUGCGCGAUUCCUGCUCAACGACAUCUUGCGCGACUAUCCUCCGGCGUUGAAGGAAAGACCAGAGCCGAGCAAGCAGUCUCUCACGGCGGCGCUGAUGACUUUGACGUCUUUGACGAAAAGCUUGGGAUCCGCCAUCAACACUCUGGCAGACCUGUGCAGAGAGGCUUUGCUAGGCGUGCUGCAGCACCCAAGUUACUCCGUCCAGAUCCAUGCUUCGGCCUGCCUGCGCGCUUUUGUGCUGGCAUGUCCGCAGCAGCUGAUCCCUGCCGUCACGAUCUGCAUGAACAGCGUCAACCGCGAGCUCGGCCAGCUUUCCAGCGGCCGCGGCUCCCCAAGGAAGUGUGUCGGUUUCGCCAACGGGCUGUCUGCAGUCCUGAGCACGACGUCUUCUCAACCGCUGUAUGGCUCCGUCGACGUCAAUUCCAGAGUUUUGCAACAGGCCACGACUCUGCUCAAGAGCAGCAGCAGCUCCGAUCUCAAGAUCUCCAGCACGCAGAUCCAAGUCGCAUGGAUCCUGAUCGGCGGCCUUAUGACGCUUGGUCCGAACUUUGUCAAGAUCCACCUUUCGCAGCUGCUUCUGUUGUGGAAGAACGCCCUGCCCAAGCCGCUGAACAAGGACAGCAUGACCAGCCGCAACCUCCUCGAUCUUAGCUUCCUCGCGCACGUGCGCGAGUGCGCGCUCGGCUCGGUUCUCACGUUCUUGGAGUACAACGGCAGGCUCCUCACAACCGAUGUGACGAAGAGGCUCUCGGCCAUGUUGGCCAACACGACCAUGUUCUUGAACAGUCUUCCUGCCAAGAAGACGACCGACGACGCGGCGCAACGCCUCUCGCCGUCUCUGCAGCUGCACGACUUUGAUCUCAUGGUCCGCCGCCGCGUGCUGCAAUGCUACACCAAGCUGGUGAACCUGAGCCCCGCGAACAACAAUGAAAUGCUGCUGCAGACGAAUCUGCUCCCGUUCGCGGUAUCCUCGUUCGCUGACCCUGAAAACUACGCGCCGUCGGGCAGCUCGCUGAGCGCUAGCAUUGCGAGCGCGGCUGGGGCGUUUGAGAGCGUCUGGGACGUCGGCGACAAUUCUGGAUUCGGUCUUACAGGACUUGUGAGGGGCUUUGAUGUCAAGCCGUUGGCGGGGGAGAUGGGUGAGCGGAAGAGACAUUGGAUGAGUAGGCCGGGCCCUGAAGACGCUGCUGAUGCGGAGCUGCUUUCACCCAUCUCCAGCGCACGUGAACAUGAUUCGAUUUCUUUGUAUAUUUCGAAGAGCGGCGACGUGGACGAUCUCCCCGACCCGCCUUCCACGGAGGUCGUCAACUCGGCGGUGAAUUUGUUCGCCAUCUUGCUUCCGUUGCAGACGCCAAAGGUCCAGGAGAGCAUUUUGGAGCAGAUUUCUUCUUUCCUGUCGGCGGUCAGCUUGCAGAGGGAUCCGUACAGAAAGGCGGCAAUGGAGGUCAAUAUUGCGACGGCAUUGUUGGGGGCCCUGAAGGUCGCGAACAAGGAGACGCUGUCCACUUCCGGCGACCUCAGAGGCGCAGCUGUGGAGAGGGUCUUGCAGGAGCUGCUCCACCAGCUGAUCGUGCACACGGACCAGUACGUGCGCAACAUUGCGUGCGAGGCUCUCGGCCGCCUGUGCAGUACCACGGGCAACACGUUCACGACUGCCGAAGUCAACUUCCUCGUCGAGCAGAUUGUGGCCAACAGGGAGCCGCACGUGCGGUCGGGCUGCGCCGUUGCGCUCGGCUGCUUACACUCGCAGCUCGGUGGCAUGGCCGCGGGCUUCCACCUCAAGAACAUCCUCAGCAUCCUCAUGUCGCUCGCCAGUGACCCGCACCCGGCCGUCCACUUCUGGGCCCUGGACAGCUUGUCCAAGGUUGCCGACUCGGCGGGCCUGAGCUUCUCGGGCUACGUCACCAGCACGCUGGGCAUGCUGGCGCAGCUGUAUGUCGCCGAGUCGCAUAACGACGAGGUCGGCCCGCUGGCGUCGUCGAAUUUGGAAACGGACUUACCCACGCCCGCCGUCAUUGCGCGCUGCGUCGACAGCAUCAUCAACGUCUUGGGCCCUGACUUGCAGGACUUGACUAAGGCUCGCGACCUCAUCACCACGCUGAUUUCGCAGUUCCGGGCCGAGGCGUCACUUUUGGUCUUGGUUGAGGGGCUUCGCUGCCAGGAGCACUUGGCUCUCUACGCGCCGGGCCACAUGCACUUCGCCGACUACGUCAAGGACCUGCAAAAGGAUCUCGACUCGCCCAGCGCGGUCAUCAAAGACAUGGCAGUCGACGGCCUGCACAACCUCAUGCGCCGCAACGCCGAGGAGAUUAUUGUGACGGCGAAUCCGGGGCUGGAGGACCAGUUGUGGCUGCGCUUGAACGAGGUGCCGGGCCACGACGUCAUCAGGAGCAUGAUGCGCAACUGGCUGCAGCAGACGGCGCUCAGCCACACGGCGGCCUGGGUGCACCGGUGCAACACGGUGCUCACCAAGACGAUCAAGGCGCCCGACGCGCCGUCUGCGGCUAAUGCGGCGACGAAGACGCCCGCAAAGCAGAACGCCGGUAUCGAUCUGCAGGACGAGGAGGUGGCGGGCUUUGCGGCGGCUAGCGGCGCUCCGGCUGAUGAGGGCGCCGUGGUGGGCGAAGCGAUGGAGCUGCUAAAGUGGCAGGUCCGCACGUUUGCUAUGGAUCUUUUGAGUGAGUUGCUUAGCAUUGUGGGGAAGCAGGAGGGGAGCGAGAGCGAGAAGAUUUUGGAGUCGAGGAUCGCGGACGUUGUGAGAGUUGCUUUCUCGGCCAGUACGGCGGGCGUUGUGGGCUUGAGGCUUCGGGGGCUGAGAAUCGUGGAUCAGGUGCUCAAGCUUUUCGGAAAGACGCCCGACCCCGACUUUCCCGAAGUCACGCUGCUGGAGCAGUAUCAGGCGCAGAUCGGCUCGGCGCUCACGCCCGCGUUUGCGGCAGACUCGUCGCCCGAGCUGGCUGCUGCGGCCGUCAACGUGUGCGCGACAUUCAUCGCCACCGGCAUCGUCACCGACGUCGACCGCAUGGGCCGUAUUCUGAAGCUGCUCGUGUCGGCGCUGGAGAACUUCUCGAGCGACGCCGAGACGGCAUCGAUUGGCGACCUCAAGGGCCUGUCAUCCAACGCGCAGGUCAUGGUGAAGAUGGCGGUCUUCUCGGCGUGGGCAGAGCUGCAGAUUGCCAGCGCCGAGCAGCGGUACCUAGUGGACGUGCUGAACCCGCACAUCGCCAAGCUGACGCCGCUAUGGCUGUCAAGCCUGCGCGAGUUUGCGCGACUGCGCUUCGAGCCGGACAUAUCGACGACAGCGGGCGGGCCGACCAGCAUGUCGGGCAGCCUGGACACGAUCUACGCGGCGCUGAACCGCGAGACGCUGCUGAAGUUCUACCAGGACUCGUGGCUGAACCUGGUCGACGCGAUCGCGAGCCUGAUCGACGAGGACAGCGAGUUUGUAUUUGACGCGCUGGACGGGAAGACGGAGCUGGACGAGUCGACGGGCGAGCCCAAGGCCGCGCCCGACAUCAACUACCGCGACGAGCCGGUGGCGUUUUUCUUCGUGCUGUUCGGCCUCGCGUUCGAGGCGCUCGUCACGUCGGGCCGGCCCGGCAGCCGCGACGCGGCGUCCUCGUCUUCGGCGGCCGUGGUGGGCGCGCCUGCCAAAAAGGGCCAGACGCUAGAGAUCCUGCGCGCGCUGAAGAAUAUCCUGCGCCCGAGCGUCAGCGGGCACGCCAUCUACCAGGAGGUCGUCUUUGGCGAGACAAUGGACAUGCUGGACCGGCUGGUGCUGACCGAGGGCUUGGACGUCCAGGCUGUCAUUGUUGAUAUUGCAAGGAAUUUGUGCAUGGGGCACCCGAGUGCGGUUAGGGCCCCGGAUGCCCCGCCCGGCGAGGAGACGCUGUCGGACGAUAUUGAGCAGCUGUUUGAGCUGACGCGGAUUAUUGUGCUGGUGCUUGCGGGGCUGAUUCCGGGGAUUGGCGAUCCGGGCGCGCAUGCCCGCCACGCCCUGACGGACGAAUCCGUCACGCUGAUCCACAGCGCCCUGUCGGCCCUCGUCGACGCCGCCGCCGUCUUCCCCACCAUCAUCCGCACCGACUUGCACGCCUGCCUGCUGCAGAUCUUCAUCACCAUCCUCGGCACGCCCUCGACCCAGGCCCUCGUCGUGCCGCAGGUGCUGCCGCUGUUCCGGCGCUUCGUCGCCUCAUUGGCACAGGCACCACAACCGCAAGUGCAGCCGCAAUCCCCGACGGCGCAGCAGCAGGAUCUCCCCACGCAAGCCCAGCUGCGCAGCACCCUCGACCGCUUCCUAGCCAUCAUCGCGCACGCCCAGCUGCGCGAGCACGAGGCCGCCCUCCCCGCCGAGAAAAACACCCUCAUGGCACUGACGAUGCUGCUGAGCUGCGCGGCGCGCGCCCUCGACCCGCUGGACCCGCUGCUCGAGCGCGCGGUCGGCACGCUGCUCGAUUGCUUGAACAACCGCAUGACGUCAAAGGUCGCGGCGAACUGUGCUCGCUCGCUGCUGCUGCUGCCGAAGCGCGCAGGCGCAGCCACCGAGCAGCAGCAGCAGCCGCAGCUCACGACAGAAGCAGCCCUCGCCCGCCUCCUCCUCCCCCGCCUCGUCGCUUUCCUCGCAAACCCCUCGGACCUGGAAGACCUGGCCGAGAGCCGCGCGCUCGUCGCCCGCGCGCUGACCGCUUUCGUCGCCUCGCUCGCCCAAGGCGGGAACUCUGCUGCUGCGGCUGCGGCCAUGGCGCUGGUUAUCCCUGCGCUCUUGGCGCGCGCGGCGAGGGAGCCGGGGGCGGAUGGCGCUGCUGUGGCGGCUGCUACCGCGUCCUCCCCUUCUGGGGCUCCUUCGUCGGGGGCUCCUUCGUCGCCGACGCCCCUGGUCCAGGAAACAGCAGCACGCAUCCUAGAGCUCGCGGCCGCGGACCAAGCGGCUUUUGUGGCGACGGCUACCGGGGGACUGGCGCCUGGCGUGCGCGCGUUCAUGGAGGGCGUGGUUAGGAGUGGCGCGCAAGGGGCGGCGGGCGGGAGGAAGGAGGAGGAGAGUGUGAGGGAGGAGGGGGCGGGUGAGGGGCCGAGGAUUGCGCUGAGGAUGGAUUUUUAGAG
Messenger RNA from Aplosporella prunicola CBS 121167, 6509 nucleotides. RefSeq lists its product as uncharacterized. Lineage: Eukaryota; Fungi; Ascomycota; Dothideomycetes; Botryosphaeriales; Aplosporellaceae. The record is from RefSeq and is a predicted model, not a curated record. Bases 157 to 6507 code for a protein of 2116 amino acids. Gene Ontology annotation, cellular component: endocytic vesicle; membrane; Golgi apparatus. The transcript is spliced from 3 exons. Gene Ontology annotation, biological process: retrograde transport, endosome to Golgi; endocytosis; intracellular protein localization.